Molecule: messenger RNA, 1708 nt
Organism: Cebus imitator (Panamanian white-faced capuchin)
Lineage: Eukaryota; Metazoa; Chordata; Mammalia; Primates; Cebidae
Gene: PWP1
Product: PWP1 homolog, endonuclein
Exons: 15
Coding region: 164-1666 (500 amino acids)
Biological process (GO): rRNA processing
Cellular component (GO): nucleus
Molecular function (GO): protein binding
Source: RefSeq, a predicted model, not a curated record
AUGACGUCAGAAACGAGUGCCAACGCUGAACGAGCUAAAGUCGGCGCAUGCGCUCUGAGGGCAGCGGCCCCGCGCAAAACCCGAGGCUUGCGGCUGCGGCACUGCGGUGGUCCCUCCCGCUAAGGUCGGUUUUCUAGCCUGACGUGCCCUUGAGCUGAGAACCAUGAACCGCAGCCGCCAGGUGACGUGCGUGGCCUGGGUCCGCUGUGGCGUGGCCAAAGAGAUGCCAGACAAGGUAGAGCUGAAUAAAGAAGAAGUAAAACGACUCAUUGCUGAGGCAAAGGAGAAGUUGCAAGAAGAAGGUGGCAGUGAUGAAGAGGAGACAGGCAGUCCUUCAGAAGAUGGCAUGCAGAGUGCACGCACCCAAGCACGCCCAAGAGAGCCCCUGGAGGAUGGUGACGCGGAGGAUGACAGGACCCUCAAUGAUGAUGAGCUGGCUGAGUACGACUUGGAUAAAUACGAUGAGGAAGGUGACCCAGAUGCUGAGACUCUUGGUGAAUCUCUCUUGGGUCUUACAGUCUACGGCAGUAAUGAUCAGGAUCCUUACGUUACUCUGAAAGAUACGGAACAAUAUGAACGUGAAGAUUUCUUGAUUAAGCCCAGUGAUAAUCUCAUAGUUUGUGGCCGAGCUGAACAGGACCAGUGCAAUUUAGAGGUGCAUGUUUAUAAUCAAGAAGAAGACUCCUUUUAUGUACACCAUGAUAUACUCUUGUCUGCAUAUCCUCUGAGUGUGGAAUGGCUGAAUUUUGAUCCUAGCCCAGAUGAUUCUACUGGAAAUUACAUUGCUGUAGGAAACAUGACCCCUGUUAUUGAAGUGUGGGACCUUGAUAUAGUGGACUCUUUAGAGCCAGUCUUCACCCUUGGAACUAAACUUUCAAAAAAGAAGAAAAAGAAAGGAAAGAAGAAUUCCUCAGCAGAAGGGCAUACCAGUGCUGUCCUUGACCUUUCAUGGAAUAAGCUAAUCAGAAAUGUUUUGGCAAGUGCAUCAGCAGACAACACUGUAAUUCUGUGGGAUAUGUCCAUGGGGAAGCCAGUAGCUAGCCUCGCUGUACAUACAGACAAGGUCCAAACGCUGCAGUUUCAUCCAUUUGAAGCGCAGACUCUGAUUUCUGGCUCGUAUGACAAGUCAGUGGCUUUGUAUGACUGCCGAAGUCCAGAUGAAAGCCAUCGAAUAUGGCGAUUCAGUGGGCAGAUAGAGAGAGUGACUUGGAAUCACUUUUCACCUUGUCAUUUUUUGGCCAGUACAGAUGAUGGCUUUGUAUAUAAUUUGGAUGCACGUUCAGAUAAGCCAAUUUUUACACUUAAUGCACACAAUGAUGAAAUCUCUGGUCUUGAUCUUAGCAGUCAAAUCAAGGGCUGUCUCGUGACUGCUUCAGCAGACAAAUACGUGAAGAUCUGGGACAUCUUAGGAGAUAGGCCAAGUCUAAUUCAUUCUAGGGACAUGAAAAUGGGAGUUCUCUUCUGUUCUUCAUGUUGCCCUGACUUGCCAUUUAUUUAUGCCUUUGGAGGUCAAAAAGAAGGGCUUCGGGUCUGGGAUAUAAGCACAGUCUCUUCAGUAAAUGAAGCAUUUGGAAGACGAGAGAGGCUUGUUCUUGGGAGUGCAAGAAAUUCAUCUGUUAGUGGCCCCUUUGGCAGCAGGAGCUCAGACAUACCCAUGGAAUCUUAAUGAAGAUCAUCUAAUUUCCUGUUUACCUUAACUGGGAAUUUU